Messenger RNA from Staurois parvus, 348 nucleotides. NCBI's taxonomy places the organism in Eukaryota, Metazoa, Chordata, Amphibia, Anura, Ranidae. The record is from the annotation of a GenBank genome assembly.
CUGCCAAUCCCUCCACUGGCUUCCACUCAGUGUCCUCCAUCCCUCUCUGCCAAUCCCUCCACUGGCCUCCGCUCAGUGUCCUCCAUCCCUCUCUGCCAAUCCCUCCACUGGCUUCCACUCAGUGUCCUCCACCCCUCUCUGCCAAUCCCUCCACUGGCCUCCACUCAGUGUCCUCCACCCCUCUCUGCCAAUCCCUCCACUGGCCUCCAGUCAGUGUCCUCCACCCCUCUCUGCCAAUCCCUCCACUGGCCUCCACUCAUGUCCUCCAUCCCUCUCUGCCAAUCCCUCCACUGGCCUCCACUCAGUGUCCUCCACCCCUCUCUGCCAAUCCCUCCACUGGCCUCCACU